Alosa alosa (allis shad) is the source of this 3247-nucleotide messenger RNA. It is a transcript of the gene phc1, whose product is annotated as polyhomeotic homolog 1. Gene Ontology annotation, molecular function: zinc ion binding; protein binding. The record is from RefSeq and is a predicted model, not a curated record. NCBI's taxonomy places the organism in Eukaryota, Metazoa, Chordata, Actinopteri, Clupeiformes, Clupeidae. Gene Ontology annotation, cellular component: nucleus; PRC1 complex. Bases 173 to 3241 code for a protein of 1022 amino acids. The transcript is spliced from 16 exons.
GGGCUUCAUAGCCUUUACCUCAGCUCAAGAACCGUUGUUUGCAGAUUUACAAGAAGUCUGCUCAGGAAAAAAAUAGCUAUUUAAAGGAAUUCACCAUACUUGUACGGCAACAAACACAACGACGAAGCGGUUACUUCCAAGUAUCUGGAACGCAAGACAGGAUUGAGAGACCAUGGAGGCAGGAGAGGACCAAAACUCUGGCUCUGCCAAUGGCAACACUCAGUCAGGAGGGAACUCCCGCCCUCCUCAGAUCGCUCAUAUGUCUCUGUAUGAGAGACAAGCUGUACAGGCCCUGCAGGCAUUGCAGAGACAACCAAAUGCAGCUCAGUACUUCCAGCAGCUGAUGCUACAACAGCAGAUCAACACAGCUCAACUGCAUAACCUCGCUGCUGUACAACAGGCCACUCUUGCAGCCAGUCGUCAGUCCAGUUCUCCCAGCAACAGCGUCUCCCAGGCCACCAGCACCACCCACUGUACCGUCAACCUCAGCACCUCCUCAGGGGGAGGCACCAUGACCAACCCCCGGCCCAUCGGACCUGCCACCUCGGCCACGUCCUCUGGCCUCACUCAGCCCGUGCUGCUGGGGGGCAGCUCUCCUGGGCAGGGGCAGAACCUGUACCUGAGGGUCAACCGACCCCUCAGGACACCUCUGGCCUCCCAGCUCAUAUUUAUGCCUGGCGGCACGGCAACAGCGGCUGUGGCAACUGUUGCCCAGCAGCAACCGCAGCAGCCACAACAACAUCAACAACAUCAACAACAACAGCAGCAGCAGCAGCAGCAGCAGCAACAACAACAGGAAGUCCCUCCUACCUCUAUGGGACAAUCACCAGACAAUGACCAGGUCCAGAACUUGGCUAUGCGUUGUGUGUCCACUCCCCGUGUGGCAGCAGUGAAGACGGAGUUCCCUGAGAGGAAAGAUGCAGCCACAUACUCCAUCCCCCAGCAUCAGCAGCAUCAGCAGCAGCAUCAGCAGCAUCAGCAGCAGCAUCAGCAGCAUCAGCAGCAGCAGCAUCAGCAGCAUCAGCAGCAGCAGCAGCAGUUCUCGCAGGCGGUGGCCGCGGCGGCAGCAGCAGUAGCGCACCAGAGUGCCGCUCCUCAGCAGCCACAGCUCUCCAGCCCCAAGCUGGCCUCCUACGCUCACCCCAGUGCUCCCGGUGUGCCCGGCGGCAUGGCCAGUAAGAGUGCGGGCCAGGCCAACAUGGCUGCCAACCCCAACGCUGCGGGCUCCGCUGCCGCCGUGCCACCCUCCUCCUCCACUCCCUCCUCCUCCUCCUCCUCCUCGGCCUCCACCGCGCUGCCGCUGUCGCAGCUGCUGCUCUCGCCGUCGGGGCUGUGUCAGGCGCGGGCGGUCACCACCGUCACGCCGGCCGCCACCGUCACCCACAUCCUGGUGCCCACAUCCAGCGUGCCCACGUCCUCGCAGGGCUACACCAUGGGCACCAUGGCGACCAAGGCCAACCUGGGCGCCCAGACCCUGGUGGUGCAGCCCAUGCAGCAGCAGCCGCAGCAGGGAGCGACCGGUGGCGCGGCCGACAAGCUGUCGCACAGCACCACGCCAGUGCCCAUCCAGCCCAAGACCGCGCAGGGCCACCGGCUGCCCAUGCAGAUGCCCCCACGCCACCCCCCUCCCAUCCUCCCCGCUCCUCCCAGCCACAGCCAGCCGUCCGCUGGGCACCACCCGCCCCACGUGCCUGUGCAGCUGGUUGGCGCCAGGCAGGGCACUCUGGGAAACUCCCAGGCUGUGGCGCUGGCGCACGCCCGGAACUGCUUCGCUCAGGAACAGAGCGUAACCCUGGGCAACAACAGCAGCAACAACAGCAGCAACGGCGUGCCCGCCGCCAACGGCAACGGAGGCAGCAUGGUGGCCAUGGUGACGUCCAUGGAGGCGGGGGCAGGAGGAAUGUGCCUUAAGACUCCCCAAAGUGCCGUACCGGUCAGCCAGCUGCUGGCCAGUCAGCAGGCAGCGCUGAACCCCAACCUCUCGUCCUCCUCGUCCUCCUCUCCUCCUGUCUCCAUCCCCCACUCCAUGGAUGGACACAGCCAUGGCCUAGUGUCCGUGGUGGCGCCCUCCAGUGGAGAGUCUGUGUUUAUGCAGUCUGGACCAACAGUGACGAAGCCUGUGAUUGGCUCCCUGAAGAGGAAGUCGGAGUCUGAUGGCCCCAACGACCUAUCAGGAGAGGCCCUCCCUCAUUGCUGUCCGUCAGUGCGAGACUCUGCUCCCCCCCUCUCGCCGGCUCCUUCUCUUGACACAGCCCCAGAGACGGCCUUCUCCUCUCCUCCCACUCUCCUGCCUCUCCCACGGGGUGGUUGUCAGGGCGACAGGGCCCCCCUCCCCCAGGCGGUGGUAAAGCCUCAGGUGCUCACUCACCUAAUUGAGGGUUUCGUCAUCCAGGAGGGAGCUGAGCCCUUCCCCGUGACCGGGCUAGUGAAGGAUCGAGCAGAGGGUUCCAUGUCUAUGACUGUUACAUCCAACAUCCAAUCAGAAACAGGAGGCUCUGCAGUGUUGAAGUGUGAGUACUGUGAGAACUUUGCUCCAGCCAGCCAGUUCGGCGGGACCAAGCGCUUCUGUUCCAAGACGUGUGCAAAGAGCGUCCCCAGACGGAAAACCAACCUUGCAACAUUGAGACUACCAUCCUGGAAAGAGAAGUACAAUGUGAGCUGCAGCCACCACUUCCGCAGCAGUAGGGGGAGAAUGGGGGGGGGCGGUCCACCUCCAGCCCCCCCAGAGAAGGACGCGGUUGCCAGACGCAGGGGUCCUCGCAGGAGUAGCUCUGAGAUCGCCUGUGCUAAAAUAGCAGGCCGACAUUUGCCUAUGAAGUGUCGCUCUGAGUCCAGCCGAUCUGAGGACCUGUCCAGCUGUGACGGGGAGGAAGAGGAGGAAGACUCCCUGUCCCUGUCACCUGGCUCCUCCUUCUCCUGCCCUCCUCCUGCUCACUGCGGACCCCAGUUGGACGGCUCGACGGCUGGUGGCCUGCCAUUGGACGGCUCGACGGCUGGUGGCCUGCCAUUGGACGGCUCGCAUUUCCUUUCGGGUAGCCCCGCCCACUGGGGCGUGGACGAAGUCUGUCGUUUCAUUUCGUCUCUGCAAGGCUGCGAGGACCUGGCGCCUCAGUUCCUGUCGCAGGAGAUCGACGGCCAGGCGCUGCUGCUGCUGAAGGAGGAGCAUCUCAUGUCCACCAUGAACAUCAAACUGGGACCAGCGCUCAAAAUCUGCGCCUCCAUCAACAACCUGAGAGACUGAGGACGG